This is a messenger RNA of Haplochromis burtoni (Burton's mouthbrooder), 1091 nucleotides long. It is a transcript of the gene ventx, whose product is annotated as ventral expressed homeobox. The coding region runs from base 343 to 933 and encodes 196 amino acids. Gene Ontology annotation, cellular component: nucleus. Gene Ontology annotation, biological process: cell differentiation; regulation of transcription by RNA polymerase II. NCBI's taxonomy places the organism in Eukaryota, Metazoa, Chordata, Actinopteri, Cichliformes, Cichlidae. Gene Ontology annotation, molecular function: DNA-binding transcription factor activity, RNA polymerase II-specific; RNA polymerase II cis-regulatory region sequence-specific DNA binding. The record is from RefSeq and is a predicted model, not a curated record. The transcript is spliced from 3 exons.
UUCUUGACCGAAGGCGGUUAAACAAGUCACACCUCCCACAUUUAUAGUUAUUCUCAUCGCAUUUAGUGGCGGAUACAGACAUGAUACUCUUUAUGCAGACAUCAUUCAGUUUGAAAUGCCAGGUAAAUGAGAGUCAGACUCAGUGGCGCCAGGGAAUCCCAGCACGACCUGAGAAAAAGUAGAAUCCUGCCUCUAUUAACCUCAAUUACAACCGCCAUCAAGUCCCCAUUGUUCCUGUGAGAUCGCUUUGCAUAUGCAAACAAAGAAGUGUGCCCCUCCUAUAUAGCGGCCAAGAGUCAUCCAUACAAACACAUACUGCUUCAACCGCUGCUUCUAUCCACUAUGGCUAACUUUUCUGUUGAGUGCCUUGCCAGGAGUUAUUAUGAAGAGGUGACUCCACGGACAAAGGAUGCCGCGCUUCAUUCGCGAGAUCUCAGUGAAAUCGUGGAAUUUACAAAGGAAUCAAGAAGUCGAUACUCUGCAACAUCGCCAAACAACAGAUGCGACAACUCUUCUGGGUCCGAGAGUGAAGUGGGAGAUGACAGCGAGGGGGAGGCCACCCAGCAGAGGAGACUCAGGACCAAGUUCACAUCCGAACAAGUUAGCAAACUGGAGCAUACUUUCAGCAAGCAGAAAUACCUGGGUGCUACGCAGCGGAGGAAAAUCGCCGAGGAGCUGAAUCUUUCUGAAACCCAAGUGAAAACGUGGUUCCAGAACAGGAGGAUGAAACUAAAAAGGGAGGUCCAGGACAGAAGGACGGAGUUCCUGACAGUGCAGACCUCUCUUCUGCCUCCGAUGCUGUUUCAGCACCCAUUCCUCACCGGACAGCUCCCCGCCAGCUGCGGCUUCUACCCGCAACUGCACCCGCUCCCCGCACCUCUGCACCAUCACCCCUCCCACCCCGUUCUUCUGCCGCCGCCAAACUACUUCUGAGCUCCCAGAACUUUUAUCCCCCAAAUUCCUGUCUAGAAUCUAGAUAUUCCUCCCCUCAUUGCUCUCUCUAAAAGAGAGAUUUUAAAAGUUGUGAAUAUAAUUGCUUUUAUUAUGUCUGAAGCACUGUACUGGGUAUGUUUUGGUGUUGUAAGUAUCAU